UUCAUGGCACUGGGAAUACUGCUUUGGAGAGAGGUAUGCGCACAAAUACGAUAUUCUCUUUCUGAGGAGCAAAAAGAAGGAUCUGUGGUCGGGAACCUUGCGAAGGAUUUAGGUCUCGAUACCAGAACGUUAAAGGAGAGAGGAUUUCGGAUCGUUUCAACCUCAGGCGACUCGCUGUUCACGGUAAAUCAGAAAGACGGGAUUUUAAGUGUAAAUGGGAAAAUAGAUCGCGAGGAGGUGUGCGAGAGAAGCGGCUCGUGUGUCAUCAAUCUAAAAAUCGCACUAGAAAACCCUUUAGAGAUCCACUAUGUGUCGAUCGAAAUUGUGGACGUCAAUGAUCAUGCCCCGACAUUCCCGGAAAAAGAAAAGCGGUUGGAAAUAUCGGAAUCAGCCCUACCUGGAGCUCGGUUUCAGUUACAGGCGGCGCGGGAUCCCGAUGGCAGAAUGAACUCUGUUCAACAAUAUAAACUCAGUCAUAAUGAUAAUUUCCGCAUAGAGGUUAAAGAUCGCGGAGAAGAUCGCAAAAUGCCCUUUUUAAUUCUUCAAAAGCCUUUAGAUAGAGAAACAAGCCGUAGACACAAGCUAGUCCUCACUGCGCUUGAUGGAGGGCGACCCCCAAAGUCUGGGACAAUGGAUAUAAUAGUUGACGUUUUAGAUGUUAAUGACAAUAUGCCAGUUUUCACACAAGAAGUUUACUCUGUAACGCUUCACGAAAAUGUCCCUGUGGGCACAACUGUUAUACAGGUUAAUGCUACUGACAUGGAUGAUGGUCCAAAUGGAGAAGUUUUUUAUUCGUUUGGAAAGGAUAUAGACAGUAGGCUAAUACAUCUUUUUGAUUUAAACUCCAGGACUGGAGAAAUUACUAUAAUCGGUCAAAUAGAUUUUGAAGAGAUGAAUAACUUUGAAAUAGAUAUCCAAGCAUCAGACAAAGGAAGUGCUCCUCUCACAUCAGAUAAGAGUAUAACCAUAAAAAUAAUUGAUGUAAAUGACAAUGGGCCCGAGAUAGAAGUCACAUCAUUUUCAAGUGCAGUGCCUGAAGACUCUAAAAUUGGAACUACAGUGGCUUUAAUCAGCGUCAGUGAUUUGGACUCUGGUGUAAAUGGAAAAGUGUUGUGCUACAUAACUGAAGAAGCACCUUUCAGGCUAACAGCAUCAUCCCAAGAUAACAUUUACGCACUGGUUACAGCCUCAUCUCUUGAUAGAGAAACUGUGCCUCGCUAUGACAUCACGUUAGUAGCCAAAGAUGCUGGGCAGCCACAUUUGUCUUCAUUUAAAACUAUAACUGUGCAGAUAUCGGAUGUAAAUGACAAUAGUCCAGCAUUUUCACUUUCACCCUAUGCUUUUUAUGUGAUGGAAAACAAUAUUCCAGGAAAAUCUUUGUUUUCUGUGUCUGCUUCUGAUCGUGACUUAGAUGAAAAUGCUGUUGUACACUAUAACAUUUGGAGAGACCCUGGAGAUGAAAACAAGUAUGCAUCUUUCAUUAAUAUUAACUCUGAAAAUGGAGAGAUUUAUGCACUAAAGAGCUUUGACUUUGAAAAAAUGAUAAUCCCCCUCAGAUAG
Messenger RNA from Sinocyclocheilus rhinocerous, 1560 nucleotides. RefSeq names its product protocadherin gamma-A7-like. The record is from RefSeq and is a predicted model, not a curated record. Lineage: Eukaryota; Metazoa; Chordata; Actinopteri; Cypriniformes; Cyprinidae. Gene Ontology annotation, molecular function: calcium ion binding. The coding region runs from base 4 to 1560 and encodes 518 amino acids. Gene Ontology annotation, cellular component: plasma membrane. Gene Ontology annotation, biological process: homophilic cell-cell adhesion. The transcript has a single exon.